Desarmillaria tabescens is the source of this 744-nucleotide messenger RNA. RefSeq lists its product as uncharacterized. NCBI's taxonomy places the organism in Eukaryota, Fungi, Basidiomycota, Agaricomycetes, Agaricales, Physalacriaceae. The annotation marks the transcript as partial. The transcript is spliced from 2 exons. The record is from RefSeq and is a predicted model, not a curated record.
UUACGAAAGCUCUGGCAAGUUCAUAGCCUUGAAGAGUUCAAGGCAGUCUUCAUUGAUUAUGUUGAAUGCCAUUACUGGGCCUACAAAGAGGGCAAAGCACUUCAUCGUGAUAUCAGCGACAACAAUCUCAUGGGGUGCAGAGACGAACACGCAGUCGUCGGUAUAUUGAAUGACUGGGAUAACGCAUCUGAAGUCGAAGAAGAUGGUACGGUGAUGUCGUCCAAAGCUCUCCAGCGCACCGGAACGAGGCCAUUUACGGCUCUUGACUUGCUUGUUACGAACACACCAUCCCACUUGUACUGUCACGACCUGGAGUCCUUCCUUUAUAUUCUCGUAUGGGCUGGACUUCAUUACAACCUCAAAGACCGUCAACGCCAAAUCAAGGACCAUCCCGCCGUUAUGAACUGGGACGCGCAAGACCUCGAGAGGGCUCACGAUGCCAAGAAUUUCUUCCCUACUAUGUGGCCCUACUAUCAGCGCAUCAUCACAGGGUUCAACGACGAGUUUCGACCACUCAUACCUGGUUGGAUAGAUCCAUUACGCCAAAUGUUCGGUCGCGCAGUCAGAGAGAAGGACGACACAGAGGCCAAAGCAAUGGUGUUUGGUCAGCAAGAUGCCUACGAUAACGCGACGUGCAAUGGGCAGAUAACAUUUGAAAACAUGGCUGUUCUUCACGCUGAGCCCCGCUCGCUGUCCAAUGAAGAAACGACGACUCAUCCUCCCACAGAAGAGAAAUCUAAUUAA